CAAGAGACUCAGAGAGUCCUUACUUUUUCUUUUUCCCUUAUUUCCUUUCACUAACUUUGCAAUACACGGUGCUGGUAAUUUUUCAUUUUACUCAUAAUUUUGCAAGGGAAAAAGGACAAAAACGAUAGAUAGAUAAUUAAAUAAAAGUGGCGUUAGGUGCGUAGGUUGAGUUUUUUUUCUCCGCCACCCGAAAUUCAACAGAGUAAGGGAGAAACCCUAGCGCACCCACAAAGUUACAAACACAAACCAAUUCGAGAUUAUGAGAAUCUUCUGGAAGAAACAGGAGCAUCACUAGAUGCAGAGAACCACCGUUCUUCAUCUUCUUCAUUCACCAUCGCCAAUCCAACCCAGUCAUGGCGGAUCUUCUUCCGCCGGAGGUCAUCACCGACAUACUCUCCCGGUUACCGGUACACUCCCUAAUCCGCUUCCGAUGCACGUGCAAGUCAUGGCGCUCCCUCAUCGACAGCACUCACUUCAUCCUCCUCCACCUUCGCACCUCCCUCAGCUCCCACUCCCACUCCACUCUAGUUCUCCGCCGUGACUCCGAACUCUACCAGGUCAAUCUCGGAACCCUAGACAGGGCAAUCGAGCUCAACCACCCGCUCAUGUGCUACAGCAACAGCAUCAAGGUCCUCGGUUCCUGCAACGGCCUCCUAUGCCUCUGCAACGUCGCCGAAGACAUCGCUCUCUGGAACCCUAACAUUAGGAAGCAUCGCCUCCUCCCUUACCUUCCCGCGGAACGACGAGAGCGUGACACCACGCUCUUUGCAGCGCGCGUCUACGGAUUCGGCUACGAUUCCUUCAGCGAAGAUUACAAAUUGGUGAGGAUUUCGUAUUUCGUUGACCUGCACAGUCGCACUUUCUAUUCUCACGUGAAGCUUUACAGCUUGAGAGUCGAUUCCUGGAAGAGCCUCCCAAACAUGCCCUAUGGCCUCUGCUGCGCGCGUACGAUGGGGGUUUUCGUCGGUGGCGCGUUGCACUGGGUCGUGACUAGGAAACUCGAACCGGAUCAGCCCGAUUUGAUUGUCGCCUUCGAUCUGAGAUUGGAGAGUUUCAGUGAAGUUCCGCUGCCGGAAACUGGAAAUGUUAAUGGGAACUUCGAGAUGGAUGUGUCGCUCUUGGGAGGGUGCCUCUGCAUGGUGGAACAUCGUGGGAGUACGAGGAUUGAUGUCUGGGUAAUGGAGGAGUAUGGAUCGGUGGAUUCUUGGUGCAAACUGUUCAGCUUGACGGAGCAUCAUAACUUGAGAUCGUUGAAAUCUGUGAAGCCAUUGGCUUACUCGGGUGAUGGUGACAGGGUUCUGAUGGAACACGACCACAAGAAGCUAUGCUGGUAUAGCCUCAAAGACAAGGUGGUUAGUGAAGCUAAAAUACCGGGAAUGCCCCAUUUGAUUGAAGCGACCGUUUAUGUGGGAACCCUUGUCCCACCAACUUUACUAAUUAAAAGUGAUGGCGGCGCUAAGCAGAAACAUGGAGACGACAAGGGCAGGCGGAGAAGGGAUGACUUCCUGUCACAAGGAUUCAAAUUGACUCUGUAAGCAAGAAAAAGAAGGGCAAGGUAUGCGGCCAAAACCGGCUGAUGAUCUGGAAUGAUACCUUCUUGAGUGAGUAUAUGGCUCACGGGGAAGAGUGAAAAUGAUGAGUAACAAAACACACGCUGUUUGUUGUUAAUAUUGAAGACUGUACCUUUUAUUUUCUCGGGCUUGAAGGUUUUAAGUGAAGUUCUCCAUAUCAGAGUAUGUAAGAUCAAAAGAAGGAUGACUAAAGAACAUAUACUGGGUGGAUUUUGCUUCAUUCUGUUGGUUUUUUUCUCUGCAGGGUAAGUCCAGCAGUUGGCAGAUGGAGUCUCUUCAUCACCUGUUAACAUUAAUACACCGUAAAUGCGCCAUCUCUCCUUUGUUGUAAUAAAUUUUAAGUUUGAAACAUGUCACUGCCUCAUCGGUUGGUUUAUACAUACAUGUAUGUGUUUUAAUGGUUGUAGCACCCUUUAAAUCUUUAAUAUAAGCCACUGUAAUCUUAACUCUUGUUAUUCAGUUUUCUCUUGUUCUCUUUUGUA
Messenger RNA from Arachis duranensis, 2053 nucleotides. Its product is annotated as F-box protein CPR1. Bases 354 to 1535 code for a protein of 393 amino acids. NCBI's taxonomy places the organism in Eukaryota, Viridiplantae, Streptophyta, Magnoliopsida, Fabales, Fabaceae. Gene Ontology annotation, molecular function: protein binding. The transcript is spliced from 2 exons. The record is from RefSeq and is a predicted model, not a curated record.